CCACAAGCGUAACCGCCCACCCUCCCAGUCCCCAGCUAGGCCGGCCUGUUACUUCCUUCCCCACGUCCUGUUUCACCCCAGCCUACCAGGCUCCCCCCGGCUGCCAGUAACCCCCCCGCUGAACCCUGCCACGCCGCCUCGCGCCCUGCUGGGGGCUGCCACAAGCACCAGGUUGAGGUGAUUAUUUUUUUUCUUGGGUGCCAAAAAGGUGCUCACGCACGCCGCUACAUCGCAUCAGAAGGCAAAGGCACGCUACGCUGCACAAAAGGGUGGGUACCACCAACGGUCGUCCAAUCCCUUGCCAGCCCUGGCGUCACUUUACUUCUAGACAACUACCUGCUCCUCUUUGGGACGGACACCGCGGGACCUGAGGAAACUAAACUCGUUUUGUGCCUCGUCUCUCUAUCUCUUUUUAUUUUAUCUUAUUUUAUUUGUUUUAUUCUCUCUCUUUUUUCGCUAUUCCUUGUUAGCUCUACCAUUCUUUUUUCUUUCUUUCCGGGACGACCUGACGUUAUUUGGUACCUUACUUGGGUUGCUGUCCUCAGCUUGUCUCCCUCCCCUUGUUGCGUGUAAUACCACUCAACACCCACACCCACCCCUGUCCACUACUCUUAAAAAGUCAUAAAGCAUCCCCUCUCUCCCUCCUCCCCUUCCUCUCCAAAUGUAUCUUUCCUCCAGGCGGAGAUCGGGUCAUGGACCAUCAGUGACCACAGAAGUCAAGAAACCCGUAUCCGUAUCCGAACACUCUCAGACCUCCUCCACUCGCUCCAAGCCACCACCAUCAUCAUCCUCGCGACCCAACAUGACGAGGCGAACAACAACCCAAUCAUCCCACAAGUCGGGGAGCAGGAGUUCAAGAGAUCGCGAGAGAGACUGGGAUAGAGAACAAGAACAUUGGUAUGAGGAGCAGAGGGAAAGCUUCCCUCAAUACUGCAUGAGUUGUGAAAAGCAAUUUGUACCACAGGACGAUCGGUUUUUAUACUGCUCAGAAACCUGUCGCGUGCACGACCAUAACUCGAGUGCAGUAACGCCAUCGUCACAGCAUUCUUCAUCGAGGGGGUCAUACGCCAGCCCCGUAUCGUAUACGUCGACAAACUAUCCGUAUUAUUCUGUUGAAUACUCGGAGUCGAGGGAUAUCAUUCCCCGAGCAUCACCAUCGAGGCCCAGCUCGAUGCACUACUCUCCACCGGCCACUUCGAGUAUGGCAUACCACGGCCCUACGCUGUCUGCCUUGAGGUCUCUGUCAAUUCAGGACGACAGCCCGCCAUCUCCCACAACCGCGAGCGUAUAUCACACCUACAACACGGCAGCCUCGGCCCGCGGUGCGCCAAGCCCCGCGACUUCAUACUCGAGCAGACCUAACCCCAAGAAGGGUUACUCGUCGACAUACGACAACAGCGCGUACUAUGCCGACUACAGCGAUGUGCCAUCACUUGAUAGGCCACUCCCCCGCCGGUCCACCACAUAUUCGCGCCCAAAAAGCAUUGAGCUCGUUACGCCCAUGGUCAGCCGCUAAAGGUCCUUUGCAAGCUGUAUUGUCUUGACGAUAAUACCGUUUCAAAUCUACGAACAAAAAUCAUCACGACUGUAGUGGGAAAGGCCAUUUUAGCACGAGGCUGAAUCGCUCCCACGACUCACGAGCACAUGAACGAUGCAACGUCUUGGAUGACCAUCAAGGCGACUUCAGGAUGGGCCUGUCGAGGCCGCUGUUUGACAACGCCGAGCGCUUGUCCGCGGCAUCUCAAUCACUUCAAGGACAGGACGUACCAAGUGCUGGGUGGUUGCCGAUGCCCCAAGUGGCGUAAAGGUGGACAGAGUGGGGGUGGCAUUCCUGGGGAGAAGCAUCCUUCUGGGUACCAUACCUCAGUCCCGCUAUGCAACCUCCCGUGCGGAGAUUUCAUUUCGGAGAAGCUGGGCUCGGCUGACUGGAGCGACCUUUGUUCCCCGCUUCCUCGAUUCCAAAAAUGCGACGAGAGACACAUGUCCUCUGUUACUAUCUUGAUCAUGGUGGCGAUCAAUCAUUGCAUGGCUGGAGCUUUGAAAGCAUGGGAUUUAGAAUGGGAGUUUUGGAAAGGGGAAAAAGAUUGCGAUCGAUUGGAAAGCUUAAUCUCAUCUGAUCAUUUUCUUCUGUGUUUUUUUUUUCUCUUAUCUCUAUUUUCUUUGUGGCGUUCUACUGGGUCUGCUGAUCUAACAAGUCAGACCCCAGCAUCAUGAUGUACUGAAGCAUUUCGCAUAAAGAGGCGUAGAAGGCAUUGCUUUUUACUCGGGGGUUUUUUUUCUGGGUUCUCCUCAUUUGUUACCAUGGUUGCUUGGCAAGUAUGGGAUUCCCUGUUACUAUAUGCAUACUACCUACCACCUUGGAGUCUGGGAAGCAUGGAUCACAAGUUGGAUUGUGAUUCCGGGAUAUUGUUUUGAUUUACCUUCACUCAUGGUCACGCGCGCGAGGUCCUGAUUAAAUAUGAAGAGCAUGCAACGAGUGAUCGUUGCCCCCUUAAAUCUAAUGUAUU
This is a messenger RNA of Pyricularia grisea, 2507 nucleotides long. RefSeq lists its product as uncharacterized. Lineage: Eukaryota; Fungi; Ascomycota; Sordariomycetes; Magnaporthales; Pyriculariaceae. Bases 662 to 1516 code for a protein of 284 amino acids. The record is from RefSeq and is a predicted model, not a curated record. The transcript is spliced from 3 exons.